UCUGCUUUCAUGUGUUAGCUGCGCUCAUAUGUUUACUUCUGAUUGAAUUGUCGUCUAGUUUAUUUUUGCAGUUCAAGUGUGUUUAUAUGUUGUUAAUUUCCGUUUCGCUAUGAGAACGCUUAAGUUUAAGUUUACCGUGUUCGGUUACUGAUAGUGGCGAUAAGACUUCCUGCGGUUAUCUUGCGCUGUAAACAACGCAUGUAAACAAUCAGUGUUCAUCUUUAGUGUGGAAGUGUUUAUAUUAUUUCAGGCUUGUUUUGGAUAUUUACUGACACAGGGGACGAGAUGGAGCGGUAGACUGUAAACUUCAACAUGUCUCCAUCACGGGACUCGGUGGCUUUCACCAAGGGGUUACUCAAUGGUCCAGGACAGAACAACUGCUUUCUCAACAGCGCUGUCCAGGUGUUAUGGCACUUGGACAUCUUCAGACGCAGCUUCAGGGAGCUGUCCGGCCACUCAUGUAUGGCCGAGUCCUGUAUAUUCUGCGCCCUCAAGGAGCUGUUCUCUCAACUUCAGUUCAGUCAUGAGACGGCUCUUCCCCCCGACGCCCUCCGCCGAGCCCUGGCAGAGUCAUUUUUUGACCAGCAGCGCUUCCAACUGGGUUUCAUGGAUGAUGCUGCUGAAUGCUUUGAGAAUAUUCUGACGAGGAUUCACUACCACAUUGCCUGUGGUGAGUCGGAGGACAUGUGCAACGCCAGACACUGCAUCCCUCACCAGAAGUUUGCCAUGACUCUGGUAGAGCAGAGUGUAUGUGGAGCUUGUGGAGCAACCUCAGAACCUCUACCUUUCACUCAGAUGGUGCACUACGUGUCAGCGUCUGCCCUGACGUCCCAAGCCAAGCAGAUUCCCAGUCCGUCCCAUCCUGAUCUGUUUGGCCAGUUGCUCAAGAACGCUGGAGGAAUGGGAGACAUACGAGAUUGUCCUAGUGCAUGUGGAGCCAAGAUCCAGAUCCGAAGGACCCUGACCAACUGGCCAGAGAUAGUAUCUGUUGGUAUAGUCUGGGACAGUGAGAGACCCUCUCUGGAACAUAUCAUGUCAUUGCUGGACACCCUGCGCACCUCACUGCGGCUCAGUGACGUGUUCCACACUCCACACACCACACCCCCUCCCACAUCACCACACACCUCACACGAGCUGGUGGGGGUCGUCACCUACUACGGCAAACACUACUCAACCUUCUUCUUCCACACCAAGCUGAGACUGUGGAUAUACUUUGAUGAUGCCACAGUCAGGGAGGUCGGCCCCAGAUGGGAGCAGGUGGUGGAGAAGUGCCGCAGAGGCAGGUACCAGCCACUGCUGCUGUUGUUUGCAGUGCCAGAAGGUUCACCCAUCGACACAUCAGCAGCUCCCAAGGCUGUGACUCGUGUGACCAAACCUCAACUGACUGCUGUCACUACUCAACCUCUCCGUCGCUCUCUCACCCCCUCCCCUGAGAAACCUACAGGACUAGGACUGGCUACACAGCGCAGAGCUGUCACUCCCAACCCUGACCAGACCCAACAUGAGCCUACCCUCAAACCUAUGCGGCCGAUGCUGAAUGGCAAUGACUAUCAGAAUCUGAGCCAUCUGCAGGCUGCCAUGUUUGGAGAUACACCCCCGGAUUCCCCCAGGACCAAGAAUUUUCCCCACCCCCAGCUGGUGAGGCGGGACUCUGGUAACUGGAGUGGCGACCGCAACAGCGCGUCCUCGUCAUCAUCCACCUCACUGGAGAACCCCUACCACUACAUUGUUGGAAAAAUGCAUCUCAGAGGGAAGAUGCAGCCAGAUGGUCCGUGUGAUCAAGGGUACGACUCUUAUUCUCUCUCCUCCAAUGAUAGCCUUCCUCUGCAGCAGACUCUGAAGCACAACCUCCAGUUGGCUCAGAUACCUGAAGGGCAUCACUCGCCAAUAGGAGGACUGCAUGUCGGCCACUCACAGUAUGGCUCAAACAAGCCUUCUUGCACAGAUGACUGUGAGAGGUUGUGUGCUGAGGCGGAGGAGUUGCUGGGUCGCUCGGAAGCCGCUGAGGACCUCGUCACUGCUCUGUCUCUGUGUAAUGCAGCUGCAUACAAGGCCCGUGCGGCCAUGGACGCUCCCUACAGCAACCCUCAGACGGCCAGCGCGGCCCGUAUGAAACACAACACCUGCAUCAUGCGUGCACGCUCCUUGCACAAGAAACUGGAGGAACCCAACAAACAUCCAGAAGGAAGACACAGCAGGGAAGGCAGUGGCUGUAGCAACCGUGGCUCGACAGGAUCCCAUUCAAGACAGAACUCCAGAGAUAAAGGCAACCAUUCUCGCCAGAACAGCAGAGAGCUACUUGUUAAUACGAUGCCUCUAUCAUCUCAAUCCUCGAAGAACAUUCAACGCGAACCAUCAGUAAUAACUAUAGAGCGGCCUGCUCCGAAGAAUAUUGAAAUAUAUGCCACCCUGCCCAAGAGUAAGAAAGGUCUUCUUUCACGUGCCACAAAGACAAAAACAACUGUUGAAGAUGAAGAGUACCUCAUGUAUGAUCGCCCAGGGAGGAGCCUGUAUUCCAGUAGAUCGAAACUUAGUGGAAAGAAGGAUGGCGAAAAGCGAGCAAGAAGUGAAGAGAGGAACAAUAAGACAGCCAAGGAAAAAGAGUUUGUAUCUAACUCUUUGUCAAAGGAAGUCAAGAAACAAACAAAAGUUGAAGAGCCAAAACAGAACAAGAAACAACAUAAAAUAAGAAGGAAACUACUCAUGGGAGGUUUAAUUAAAAGGAAAAAUCGUAGCAUGCCUGACUUGAGAGAAGACGAGGUAUCUCCUAAAAAUGUGAUGAAAGAUGAUCCAAAAACAUUGACUAAGGACGAUUCAAGUGUAGGGUCGAAAACAGAAAAGACCAUGGGACUGAGUGGUUAUUUAUCAGAAGGACAUUUAGAGUUCUCAGGCAACCCAAAUCUCGAAAGAAGUAAGCUAAUGAGGAAAAGUUUCCAUGGAAGUAAAGUCCUUCAAAUGGCUAAGAUUCCUCCUCCUCCACCUUUGAGGACAACUUCUCAAUUAAGUAAGUCUGACAGACCUCCAUUUCCUCUCCCUUCUGAUGAUUCAAAACAAAAUCUUAAGAAUGAAAGAACUGGUGAAUGGUGCCGUGAACCUCAGUCACUACCAUACAUACCUGCCUCUUCAUAUAAUGAUACUAAAAAGAUAGAAUCAGUGACUUAUGCUAAUGGUGGUUAUCUUCUCCAAGGUUCCAAUCAGUCUAAUACAGUUGUUACAACUGCUCAGGUACACCAAGAACAAUCGCCAUUAGCAGCAAGGGAUGAAGUAGACAGUGGUGUACCUUGUGAUGCUAAUGGGUUUCCACUGCCUCCUUAUCCUUCUCCACUCAAUUCAGUGGCUCAUUCCCGCCAAGCCAGUGAAGAUUUCCCCCCACCACCACCGGAAGUCAUUACACAAGACGUAGAUCAAAGCUCUGUUAGACCUCCAUCCCCUGCAAGUUUGUUAGUCCAAGUUCAGCAAAAGAGACUUCAAAUAUUAGCUGAAAACGAGGCCAAAGCUGCAGCUGCUGCAGAGUCUUAUGAGGCUGCCAGAGCUGUUGGUGGUGAAACUUGGUUAAGAGAACUUCAAGCCAAACAAGCAGCUCUGAAAGGGAAGAAUGGCUACACUCAACAUAGUAAAUCUGAAAGUCCAGUAAGCAGUGGAUCACGAAUUUCCACCCCAACAAAAUCAAUUGAUUCUAUUCAACACUAUGAAUCAAGAGACCGAUUAACUCCACAAAAUGGUUUGAAUGAUGUUGCAGCAGGUAACCAGCAAAUGGCUUCAGUAAAAGAUUUAAAAUCAAGAUUUGAAAACAUAAAAAUUGGAAAAGAUUCCGAAACUGUUCAACAGCUAAUGAACAAAACCUCUCUAGAGAGCCCAAUCGAUUCUAUAUCAUAUGAUGCCCAGGUAAAUAAUAAUACAAUGAUAAACUCCUUGACAUAUGACUCUAGUUUGAUUACAGCGCAUAUGAAUGGAUUUGAUAUCAGUAGAGACAGUAGCCUAUGUAAAGAACUUGGAAAAGAUACAUCUUUGUCUAGUAGCAAUCAAAGUCUUUCCAAACAGCAUUUUGAUAACCAUGAACCUAGGAGAAAAUCUGGGAAAAAGAAAAAUGUAACGUUUUGUGAGCAAGUUGUGUUGGUAGCAACAGCUGACGAGGAUGAAAUCGACAGUUACAUACCAAAUCCUAUAUUGGAAAGAGUCCUUCGUUCUGUACUCCACAAAGAUACUCCUCAAGAAGUAAGAGAAACUACCAUUCAAUCAGUUAUUCCAUUGAAACGAAAUGAUUCUGCUAACUAUGGUCAAAGGAACCAUGAUCUUUCUGCACCUCUCGUUCAGAAGAACUGCCAUGAAUUAGUGCCUAAAAAUGCUUCCAUUUCAAAUUCAAACGACAAAUUGAACAACACAUCAAGUGCUGGGAUGAAUUCAGACCGCUUUACAUAUCAGGGAAACGUUCCUACUACUAUUUCAACACCCACUAUGAACGACAGUAAUAUGCAGUAUUCAGUAAAUAACAGCAGUAGCAAUGAACCUAACCAUUACGAUCAUCAUGCCAACGUAAGCAGGUUAAAUCAAGUUCAGCAACCAUCAGGAUUAAGGUCCGUGCAGCAGUCACCGGUUUUGUCUAGGCCAAUCAUGAGUCAGAUUCCAGGACCAAAAUCACCUACUCUUCAACAUUAUCAACACAAUAAUCACCAGACACAACAAAAUAAUCAUCCAAUAUAUCAACAACCUCCUCAAAACAAUCAGCAAAUUUAUCAUCAAAAUUUACAAACUAAUCAGAGCUAUUCCCCACAAUAUUCUGCCCAAGCUCAUCUAUCUCCAAGCUAUCAAAUGCAGUCAAGUCCUCAUUUGAAUCCCACUCAGUUUUCAUACCCUCCGAACCCACAAAUGAACCAAUCAGAGCAAUCUCAUAACGAACAUCGCUAUGUUGCAUCAGCUGAUUACCCUACAUUACAACAAUCAGCACAAACUCCUGUUUCUUCCCCCUAUCAACAGGUGCCUGUUAAUCAAAGUCAAUCGGUAAUGAACUCACCUUACCAACACGUCCCUCAUCUUCAAAAUAAUCCAAAUAGUAGUAGAUCUGCACAAACUGUAUCUCAAAUGUCUUUGCCCCAGAACGGCCUCCCACAGCAGUCGCCUAUGAUGAGUAGACAGUCGAAUCAUCAACAGUUUGCUAACAGUCACAGUCUUGACAAUAGAAAAGUGAGUGCACCAUUAAACACGCAGCAAUACAAAGAUAGCUCAGUUGCUCCUCAAGGGGAAAACCGCUACGUCCACCCUCCUUUCAAUCAAGUUCAAAAUGGAUCCUUAAGAAAUCAGUUCAAUAUGCCUGCUGAACAAAAUACAAGAUUUGUCAGCAACCCACCGGUUCACCAACACACCACAGUCAGAGCUAGGCCUCAAGCCAUGUACCAACAAGACUUGCCUCCACCAGAGUACCAGCAUCCACCACCUCCUAAAAAGGAAGGAUCCACGCCUUCUUCUAGGUCAGAAAUAUAUCAGAGGGUUCCCCAUCCAAACAAUUUUCAUGACCAGACUCAAGGUGCAUUGUCGCAGCAAAACUCCCAAGUACACGGGCACAGUCAACUAUCUCAAAAUCAUAUAAAUGGCCAAGGACAAGUAAACCCUGCAAUGGGAAAUCAGGUUUAUCAGUAUCCCCCCUACCACCCUCAACAACAAAACAACCAAAGUGUUUAUCAUCAUGUGCCUACUUCCAGUCACUCCCUGCAAACAAACCAUCAGCCUCAACUCAAUGGACAUUCACAACACCAGCAGACAAAUGGUUACCAAUUUCAACAACCCUUUUAUAGUCAAAACACACAAUCUCCAAAUUCUCAGUUAGCAAACAAUCAAUCUCAACAUCCUAACCAACAGUACAACACAGGAUCCACUACUAGGCAGUCUCCUUAUCAGCCACCUCCCCAUCCAAAGCAACUAGAGGCUGCUGGGAAGAUUCCUGACAGGACGAUUCAACCGUCUGGAGUUUCUCACUUGAGGAGCAAUCCUUGCAACUUAUGUCGUAAGAAACAAGUGCAACAUCCGGCCAUCUAUUGCACAGAUUGUGAUUUUUACAUGUCUAGGUUUAAACCCAAGUCAUAGUAGUGACCUAAUUUCUCAAAUAUAAAUCAGUACCUGAUAUUAUUAAAGAAAAUUAGAUAUCUUUGUAAAUUAUCUUUUGUUUCGUAAGCAUGUAAAAUUAGAAUUUUAUUUCCUUGGUUUAACAAAAAUGUAAUUAAUUAUGUAAAUGUACAUCUAUGAUAAGCUGGAUCUUCUGAUAAAUCUCAAUAAAUUUGUAAGAAUUAUUUCUGUGACAAUAUUAGAUUAUGACUAAUGAUGAGCUUGUGAUGUUGUUCAGUAUUACUGUUAUAGUUGGCAUUUUGUUUCUUAUUUAAGUGCCAAAUAUGUUGAUGCAUAUGUAAGAACAAGACAAGAUGGCUGUUAAAAUAUUUUGUUUGUAAAUUGUUAUGAGAUGAAUAUUAUAUGAUGUUAUAUAUAUAUAUUAUGUUUGUUACUUUGGAUGUUUAUUCAAGUGAUCUCAAACUGUUAGGUUUAUCAUAGGUAUUUAGUUGUCCUUUGCGAGCAAAGCGUAAUUUGUAAAUAGUUCAAUCCAACAGUACUUUGUUUUAAAAGUACUUUUGGAGUUUUUGUAAUAAAA
Molecule: messenger RNA, 6634 nt
Organism: Macrosteles quadrilineatus (aster leafhopper)
Lineage: Eukaryota; Metazoa; Arthropoda; Insecta; Hemiptera; Cicadellidae
Gene: ec
Exons: 13
Coding region: 313-6078 (1921 amino acids)
Biological process (GO): protein deubiquitination
Molecular function (GO): cysteine-type deubiquitinase activity
Source: RefSeq, a predicted model, not a curated record